GACUUCACUGCAGAAGUUAAGAGAAGCCCGUGCGCGCAGGAAGUCGAAGAAGCACUUCUACUUCUCGUUACCAAAGAUUCGGCGGUGGGGCAACGGUGCACUGAGCAACGGUAAUCUGCGAUAAAAGUUCAUCGCAAAAGUGAAAAGUCAGUGCGCACCCACGAGUCAGACCACAGAGAGUGCGCGUUUCGCAAAGUGUUACGUUAGAUUACUUACAACAAAAAAAAAUGAGUGCAAAUAUGCGGCUCGCCUUCGUGGUACUCCUGGGUUGUCUAACGGUGGGAUCUAUUCACAGUUUAAUCACAGGUCCUGGCCAUGGAAAAGUUGUGGUUUGUUACAUUGGGACAUGGGCAGUCUACCGCCCGGGACGUGGUUCUUUCACUCUUGAACACAUCGACCCUAAUAUGUGCACACAUUUGGUUUAUUCCUUCGCUGGGUUGAAUACAACUCAUGAUUCUAUCCGAUCUCUUGAUCCUUGGCAGGAUUUGACUGAAGAUUAUGGUAAAGGCGGUUAUGAACGCAUUGUGCGCCUGAAAGACCGCUACCCCCAUUUAAAAGUGACGAUCGCCAUUGGUGGCUGGAACGAAGGCUCUGAAAACUAUUCAAAACUCGCUGCGGAUCCAAUGCGGCGCAGUAGAUUUGUGCAGAGUGCUGUUCAGUUUUUAAAGAAGUAUAACUUUGAUGGACUUGAUCUCGAUUGGGAAUUCCCAGGAAAACGUGGUGGAACUCCAGCAGAUAAACAAAACUUCUUGUUGUUGGUAAAAGAACUUCGUUCGGCUUUCAAUCCGUUUAAUUUCUUGUUAACGGCGGCGUUUGGCGCUGGAAAGGAUACAAUUGAUGUUGCUUAUGAUGUGGCUGGUUUAUCUGUUUAUUUGGAUUACAUUCAUAUGAUGUGUUAUGAUUACCAUGGCACGUGGGAUCAGAAAACUGGAGCGAAUGCGCCAUUAUUCAGUACUGAUGUUUACAGUGUGGAAUAUUCAAUCGAGUACAUGCUGCAAAUGGGUGCGCCGGCAACUAAAUUAGUGAUGGGUAUUCCACUCUACGGUCGCACCUUUAUUCUUCCGGAAAGCGUGGAGUCGGAAGCGCCAGCGUUCAAAAAACCGCAACGACUUGGUGAAAUUGCCAAGAGUGUCGGCUUUCAGGGACCGCUCACUCGCGAAAACGGUUUUAUGGGCUAUAAUGAAAUUUGCGUCGAGAUGCGGAACAAAACCGCUAGGUGGUCACAGCACUGGGACGAAAAAACACGCACUCCUUUCCUCGCAUUAGAAAAUAAAGUUAUUGCCUACGAUGACCCACGUUCCAUUCGGGAGAAAAUUAAAUUCGCCAUUUCCAAACGCCUCGCGGGUGCUAUGGUGUGGUCCAUUGAUACAGACGACUUUCAAGGUGAUUGUGUUGAACAGGGUUUGGAUUUCAAGAAUUUUCCGUUGAUGCGGUCAAUUAACAAAGCAAUUAUUGCUGAAUUGGAAGAAGAUAGGCGAAAUAAAGAGAAUGAAAUUCUUCAUGGCGAUGGCAAUAGUAAAAUUAGCAGUGCCAAUGUUAUACAGAAAAAUAUUUGGGUUUUACUUGUGUUUGUUGUGCAUUUGUUUGUAGUUAGGUAUUGAUUAUUAUUAAUUAAAUGGAUGUAGAUGUUA
Dalotia coriaria is the source of this 1631-nucleotide messenger RNA. RefSeq names its product Chitinase 2 (gene Cht2). Gene Ontology annotation, biological process: chitin catabolic process; carbohydrate metabolic process. The record is from RefSeq and is a predicted model, not a curated record. Gene Ontology annotation, molecular function: chitinase activity; chitin binding. Gene Ontology annotation, cellular component: extracellular region. NCBI's taxonomy places the organism in Eukaryota, Metazoa, Arthropoda, Insecta, Coleoptera, Staphylinidae. Bases 228 to 1601 code for a protein of 457 amino acids. The transcript is spliced from 3 exons.